AUAAAUGCACCGUCCUCAUCAGUAACGCGCCGGAGAAACCGAAUUCCCGGCGAGAAUCCCUCUCCUUCCGGCGAUUUCACGCCACCAUCACCACCAGUGCCUCAUAACUUAGCCCUACAAGUACUGUACUCUCUUUCAGACCCCAAUCGUCCUCUGACAACUCUGUUUCUAGAGAGAGAAAGCAACAAACAUGGGCUCCGAAUUGAUCUACAGGGGUCACGAGACCCAACCCGCCUCCGACGCCUACUCGCCCAAACCUCCCAAGCCGUGGCUCUCUGUGACUCAUCCGAUUCGCUACAUGCUCCGCGAACAGCGACUUGUUUUCGUCCUCGUCGGCAUUGCUAUAGCCACACUCGUCUUCACCGUCCUUCCCUCUUCUCCCGCCACUUACGGCGACGGUCACCGCCACAUCGCGAUUUCAGAAUCGUACUUCUCGCCAGAGCCAAAUCGCGCCACUCACUACCGAACCGGGUUCGGGUCGUUCAAUUCGGGUGGGAAGGUCCCGUUGGGUCUGAAACGGAAGGGCCUGAGGAUCGUGGUGACCGGUGGGGCAGGGUUCGUCGGGAGCCACCUGGUGGACCGUUUGAUUGCGAGAGGGGACAGCGUGAUCGUGGUGGACAACUUCUUCACCGGCCGGAAAGAGAACGUGAUGCACCAUUUUGGGAACCCUAGAUUCGAGCUUAUCCGACACGACGUCGUUGAGCCACUCCUCUUGGAGGUGGAUCAGAUCUACCACCUGGCUUGCCCUGCCUCGCCUGUUCAUUACAAGUUCAACCCAGUCAAGACCAUUAAGACAAAUGUGGUGGGGACUCUGAACAUGCUGGGGCUGGCCAAAAGGGUUGGUGCGCGGUUCUUGCUAACGAGCACCAGCGAGGUGUACGGUGACCCCCUGCAACACCCUCAGGUCGAGACUUACUGGGGCAACGUCAAUCCCAUCGGUGUCCGAAGCUGCUACGAUGAGGGAAAGCGCACUGCCGAGACGUUGACCAUGGACUAUCAUAGAGGUGCUGGAGUCGAGGUGAGGAUUGCUAGGAUUUUUAACACUUAUGGACCUCGGAUGUGCAUCGAUGAUGGUCGUGUCGUCAGUAACUUUGUUGCUCAGGCCCUAAGGAAGGAGCCGUUAACAGUUUAUGGCGACGGCAAGCAAACAAGGAGUUUCCAAUAUGUUUCAGAUCUGGUGGAGGGUCUGAUGCGGCUGAUGGAAGGAGAACAUGUAGGACCUUUCAAUCUUGGAAACCCGGGUGAAUUCACCAUGCUCGAACUUGCUCAGGUGGUUCAGGAAACAAUUGAUCCGGACGCCAAGAUAGAAUUCAGGCCCAACACAGAGGAUGACCCACACAAAAGGAAGCCUGAUAUCACAAAGGCCAAGGAUCUGCUUGGUUGGGAGCCUAAGGUGGCCCUUCGUAAGGGUCUACCUCUAAUGGUCUCUGACUUCCGGCAACGAAUCUUUGGCGACCACAAGGAAGGUGAUGGUGCAUCAUCUACCACCGUGUGAUGUCAUGUGGUAAAAAUACAUUUUAGAGUGAGAAAAGCAAACCCCAAUUCAAUACAGCACGGAUUACAGCUACAGUAGCUCCUUUAUUCUCCGCUGAUAGUUAUGAGCUGUCUCUCUCAACAUUUCCUUUAUUUUUCACUAGUAUCAUCCUUUCAAUGGCAAACUUGGCCGCUACAGAAGUUAUUUCUCUCCUUACUUUUUAUUUUUUUAUUUUUAUUUUUUUAUGUAAUUGGUGUUUGUAAGAGCAAUAGCAAUCUAUAUGUUUUCUAA
Molecule: messenger RNA, 1765 nt
Organism: Cornus florida
Lineage: Eukaryota; Viridiplantae; Streptophyta; Magnoliopsida; Cornales; Cornaceae
Product: UDP-glucuronic acid decarboxylase 2-like
Exons: 7
Coding region: 191-1495 (434 amino acids)
Biological process (GO): D-xylose metabolic process
Cellular component (GO): cytoplasm
Molecular function (GO): NAD+ binding; UDP-glucuronate decarboxylase activity
Source: RefSeq, a predicted model, not a curated record